GUCUAUAUAUAACAAACACUCUCACUAUGGUUUAUACCAAGAGUUGAAGUAGUGAUUUUGAUAAUAUAAUAAGAAAAUGGAAAGAAAAAGUAACCAAAAUGAUUCUUCUUCUUCAUUUGUUUCUGAGCUCUCUGGCUCCAAAGAGACACACUCAUCUUCUUCAUCUCCUAAUGAAGUGAGGGACAAAGCUAUCAAGGAGAAAUGGGACUCUAUACUUGGAACACCUGAUGUCAUUUUCAAGGCCUGUGGUGGUGAAUCUCAGAAAAUACAAACUGAAGAUAAGAGUUCCAUCUACCAAAAUCAAAGAAUUGAACCAUGUAAUCUCAGCUCAUCAAUAUUUUAUGGUGGCCAAGAUAUUAUUCAUCAUGCUCAAAUUGAAGGGAAAAACUUAUUUCCCAAAAAUGUUGGAGAAGAAGAUGAUUUGGGAAUUGCUUCAAGUAGGGGUGGACAUCGGUCGGGUUGGGUCGGAAAUCGGGCCCAAAAUCUCAAUCCGAAAAAGCCCACGGUUGAAAAUCAUAGGCCCAUUUUCGACUGAAUUCUCUUUCGGUUUAGUCGGUUUCGGUUUAAUCGGUUUUAACAGAUAAUCGGGUGGGUUGAAUCGGUUAAUUCAAAAAAGCCCCAAUUUGAUUCCAGUCCAUAUAUUUUGGUAACUUUUGAAUUGAUAAAACAAUUUUUAGUAUCCUUUUGUUCAAAUCUACACUCUCCUGGAAGUGAUGUAUCCUGCAAACAAAGAAAGAGUAGCAACCAUCAGUUUUAAACACACAAACAAAGACUAAAUCAUUUCAGAAACAGAGACAAUUACAUAGUUUAUUUUUUAAGAAGCCCUUGAUCUUUAUUGAAUAUUGAACACAAAGAGAGAAAGAGAGAAACAAAGAAAAGGAGAAAGAGAGAAGAGACAAUGAAGAAGCACUUACAGCGUUGGUGAUGGUGGUUGGUGGUGGCGUGGUUGUACUCAUGAAUGAAGAAACGGCGAUGGUGAUUGAAGAUUGUUUAAUGGAACCAAAACCCUAGCGAAGAGAGAUGUUGAUUUUUUCUAUGUACUUGUGUUGUGUGGAUGAGAAUGAAAGCCUAGCGUGAGACUAAGUGAAGCUUGAAAAUAUGUGAGGUGUUUUGUUUUCAAUUGGGCCAGCAGGUAAACUCUUUAACACAGUAGCCCAUUAACCCCCUUCAUAGGUCGGUCGGUUAUGGAUUAUGCUGGGCCAAAUGUUAGCAUCCUAAACCGACCUAGUUAACCCACAUGAGCCCAUUUAUUUUCAAGUCGGUUAUCCGUUGACCCGAUUGACCCGACCCGCAUGCCAUCGGGCUCUUUGGAUAGGACGGUUUGGGCCGGAUUGAAAUAUUUUGACCACCCCUAGCUUCAAGAGGAGAUUGGUGGAAAGGUAUCUUAUGAAUGACAUACACAUUUCUCAUAGACUUUUUGUCUAAAAGUUUGCACAUGGUUUGUACUAUAUGAUAUGACUUAAUAUUAACAUUUCUCAUUAUUUUUUUGUUUUAUUUAAUUUUCAUCCACAGGGAGUCUCUAUUAUUAAAAUCAUCAUUUUUAGCACUAUAUGCCUUACAAGGUACAUAGAGCAAAAAUCAAGUUAUGUGGAAGCUAAACAGCGAAGGGAUAAAUAUGAAUUUGCAAUUAAUCAUUUAUAGAACUUUGUAUUGUCAUCUAUCUUGAGUAAUGUUGAAGUUAUUUAUUUUUUGAGAAAACCUCUUCUAAUUGGUUUCUUCUCUACUUUGAACUUUAUCAAUGAUGAUUUAUAAAAUUAGCAGCAAAAAUUAAUGAUGAAGAAAGUCAAAUUCUCUUACUAAA
Messenger RNA from Vicia villosa (hairy vetch), 1801 nucleotides. RefSeq lists its product as uncharacterized. Bases 77 to 535 code for a protein of 152 amino acids. Lineage: Eukaryota; Viridiplantae; Streptophyta; Magnoliopsida; Fabales; Fabaceae. The record is from RefSeq and is a predicted model, not a curated record. The transcript is spliced from 4 exons.